AGCCCAGCCCCAUUCAGUGGUGCCGUGCCGCGCUGAUCUGGAAUUCGUCCAGAUACACUAUGCAGAUCUGCAUAUUCUUGUCAACAUCAACAUCCCACCCCGACAGCGACCAUCGGUGACGUCGAGUUCCUCUCGCCAGCCAGCCAUUCAAAGGAAGAGAGGAAAGAAAAAGGAUAGAAAGAAGCCACAAACAAAACCAAACCUGGACCAUGCCUCAGCUCCGGUAGCGACACCGAACACACAGCGACGCAGCAGCCAUGUUCAGCUUCACCCCGCUGCAGGGCGCUCUCUCCGAAUCGACGGCGUCGCAAUCGCUCUUAGAACUCGAUGGCGGCGUCAAGGUGCUGGUGGACGUUGGCUGGGACGAGUCGUUCGAUGCCGAAAGGCUCCGCGAAUUGGAAAAACACAUUCCCACCUUGUCCUUGAUCCUCUUGACCCAUGCGACCGUAGACCACCUCGGCGCAUAUGCGCACUGCUGCAAACACUUCCCCCUAUUCACGCGCAUCCCCGUCUACGCGACGCGGCCCGUCAUCGACCUCGGCCGCACCCUGACCCAGGAUCUCUACGCCUCGACCCCGGUCGCCGCGACCACCAUAUCCCCGACUUCGCUCGCCGAGGUCGCGUACUCGUACGCGCAGACGUCAUCCGCAGACCAUAACCUUCUGCUCCAGCCGCCGACCCCCGAAGAGAUCGCGCGCUACUUCUCCCUGAUCCAGCCGCUCAAAUACUCGCAGCCCCACCAACCGCUCCCGUCGCCCUUCUCUCCCCCGCUAAAUGGUCUGACAAUCACAGCAUACAACUCGGGGCAUACGCUUGGCGGGACGAUCUGGCACAUCCAGCACGGCCUCGAGUCCAUUGUGUACGCCGUCGACUGGAACCAGGCCCGUGAGAACGUCUUCUCCGGCGCCGCCUGGCUGGGAGGAGGGCUAGGAGGCGCAGGCGGUGCCGAGGUCAUCGAACAACUCCGCAAGCCGACCGCCCUGGUAUGCAGCAGCAGGACGCCCGAGACGGCAAUCGCACGCGGGCGACGUGAUGAGCAGCUGCUGGAGUCGAUUAAGCUUUGCAUCGCCCGCGGCGGGACCGUCCUUAUUCCGGUAGAUUCGAGCGCACGAGUACUGGAACUCGCCUACCUCCUGGAGCAUGCCUGGCGGGCCGAGGUCGCCAAGGACAACGAUGUUUUCAAGUCGACCAAGGUCUAUCUGGCGGGUCGCAGCAUCGGCAGCACCAUGCGCAACGCAAGGAGCAUGCUGGAGUGGAUGGACGACAGUAUCGUGCGGGAGUUUGAGGCGGUGGCCGGCGGUACCAGGGGGGCGAACAGCGGCGCCGGCGGAGGCAAAGGCCGAGACGCUGGCCCCUUCGACUUCAAGUACCUGAGGCUACUGGAGCGCAAAGCGCAAGUCGAACGGAUCUUGCAACAGGAGGCAGGCGAUUCCGAGCCAAAGGGCAAAGUCAUCCUUGCUACAGAUGCCAGCUUAGAAUGGGGCUUCUCCAAGGAGGUGCUGAAAGCGAUCGCCGGGGACGCAAGGAAUCUCGUUGUGCUCACGGAGAAGCCGAACCUCAGCCAUGGCAGGACGUCAAUCGCGAGGACACUGUGGGAGUGGUGGAAGGAGCGGAAAGAUGGCGUUGCUGUCGAGCAAACGAGCAGCGGCGACACCUUUGAGCAGGUAUACGGGGGCGGGCGUGAGUUGGAGUUGACGGAGACCACGCGGCAGGCACUGGAGGGCGACGAAUUAGGACUCUACCAGCAGUGGCUCGCGACACAGCGGCAGCUUCAAGCGACUCUGCAAAGUAGUGGAGCUGCCGCGCUGGAAUCGUCGGCCGAGGUUGUGGACGAUGCCUCGGAAACGACAACCGAAUCGGAGGAGUCCGAGACGGAACGGCAAGGCAAGGCGCUGAACGUGUCUACAACAAUAGGCCAGGCCAGCCGCAAAAAGGUGGUCCUCAAGGACGAGGACCUGGGCAUUACCAUCCUGCUCAAGAAGAGGGGCGUGUACGAUUUCGAUGUCAGGGGCAAGAAGGGCAGAGAACGUAUGUUCCCGACGGUGAUACGACGGAAACGGAACGACGAAUUUGGCGAGCUCAUCCGGCCUGAGGAGUACCUCCGCGCCGAAGAGCGGGCAGACGCCGACGGCCAAGAGGAGGCGCAGGAUGGGAACAGGCAAGAACAAGGCCUGGGCAAGAAGCGCCGGUUUGACGACGUUGGUGGCGCGGCCAAGGGUGCCUCGGGACCCAACAAACGCCCGCAGCUCAAGCGUGCGCUUUCGGACGAGGCCGAGGCUGCCUCGCUCUCUGACGGCCAAGGCGGUGAUGAACUCGACCAGCUCGAAGACGAAGAGGAAGCCGUGAUCGGCCCAGCCAAGCUCGUGGUUACCUCGCAGACCGUCUCGGUCAACCUGCGCAUCGCCUUUGUCGACUUCAGCGGCCUCCACGACAAGCGCAGUCUGCACAUGCUGAUCCCCCUGAUUCAGCCGCGCAAGCUGAUUCUCGUGGCCGGUGCCGAGGACGAGACCCUGGCGCUAGCCGCGGACUGCAAGAAACUACUCGGCGCGCAGCUCACGUCCGAGUCGUCACAGAGCUCGGUCGAUGUGUUCACGCCCGCCGUCGGCGCCGCGGUCGACGCCUCGGUCGACACCAACGCCUGGGUCGUCAGGCUCGCCGACCCCUUCGUCAAGCGGCUCAAGUGGCAGAACGUGCGCGGCCUGGGCAUCGUCACAGUCACCGGCCUGCUCCUGCCCGGGGGAGAAAUUGCCCUCCAAUCGGCCGACGCCCCGGAAGCCGGCGACGGCGACACCGCGAACAAGCGCCAGAAACUCGAGGACGGCACCACCAGCACCGCCCCGCCGGCCGCCGCCGAGCCUGACGGCACCGCCACCAGCACGACCUCCGCCACAACAACAACGAACAACAAUACCAAACCACCAACACCAGCACUACCCACACUCGACGUCGUCCCGCCGACGCUCGCCUCCGCCGUCCGCUCCGCCGCCCGGCCGCUGCACGUCGGCGACCUGCGGCUGGCCGACCUGCGCCGCGCGAUGCUCGGCGCCGGCCACACGGCCGAGUUCCGCGGCGAGGGCACGCUGCUGAUCGACGGCACCGUGGCGGUGCGCAAGACGGCGGCGGGGCGCGUCGAGAUCGAGAGCGUUGCGCUGCCGUUCGCCGCGCUGGACGCUGUUGCUGCUGGUGGUCCAGGUGGUGGUGCUGGUGGACGUAUGAGUGGGGCGGGUAGGGGCGGUAUGAUGGCGACUUUUUAUGAGGUGCGCCGGAAGAUAUAUGAGGGGCUGGCUGUUGUUGCUGGUGCGUAAUCCAUGGGGCUUGCGGAGGGUAGGGGGGUGUUUACCGGCUUAGGGGGUAUAUAUCACUGGAGACGGAUAUCAAAGGGCUUGGUUUGGCUGCGGUUUGCGGGGCUAGGUGUGGAUGUUAUAAAUUAUGUAGUUAUAUGAGUUGCAGUGCCUAGAUGGGAUACAUCCGCGCUCAGACGACGCCUCGUUCUGUCGACUAC
Thermothielavioides terrestris NRRL 8126 is the source of this 3502-nucleotide messenger RNA. RefSeq lists its product as uncharacterized. Gene Ontology annotation, cellular component: mRNA cleavage and polyadenylation specificity factor complex. Gene Ontology annotation, molecular function: RNA binding. The record is from RefSeq and is a predicted model, not a curated record. Gene Ontology annotation, biological process: mRNA 3'-end processing by stem-loop binding and cleavage. Lineage: Eukaryota; Fungi; Ascomycota; Sordariomycetes; Sordariales; Chaetomiaceae. Bases 258 to 3305 code for a protein of 1015 amino acids. The transcript is spliced from 2 exons.